GCAAGAUACAGCGCCGGCCGGACGCAGCACCUGAUUAAGCGCACGUCUUGCUCACCACCAUGGCAGAUCCCCAGCAGCCAGGCCAGGUCGACGACGAAGACGUCAUCCUCAGCUUCUUCCCCGACCCCCCACCCUUCUACAAGCACUUUAGCCCUGAGAACAUUACACGCCUCAAGGAAAUCGAGCAGGAAGCUGGGCUUCCCACGGACGAUGUACACGCGUCGGCGACCAAGCUUUCAGCAGAGCAAAUCCUCGCGCUGCCCACCGAAGUCCGCUACCUGAUUCCUCCCGCGCCGCCCGCCGACGAUGCCGAGUUCCACGUCUUCGACACAGUCGCAAAGGCCCAGGGCACAGAUGUGUUUAUGAAGAACAUGGAGUUUAUCGCCGACCAGCUGAAGAUGCAGGGCGUGUUCCAGGACUGGCAGUACGAGCAGCUAUAUCCUAGUAGCGGUGACAAUAACUCUGCCACAACAUCUGCGACUCAACAACAAACAAUAACAACAAAUGCCGCGUCGAUCGACCACCAAAACUAUCUUUUCCGCUUCCUGCGCAGUAUCCUGCUCAGCUACAUCUCGCUGCUGGGCAUCAUGGCCGCGGACCCGACGUCGGAGCAAAAGGACCAGAAACUCAAGGACAUGAUGACCAUGGUGGCUAACAUGCAUGCGUUGAUCAACGAGUACAGGCCGCACCAGGCGCGGCAGACGCUGAUUGAGCGCAUGGAGGAGCAGGUGCGGCGCAAGAGGGCCGAGGUCGAGGGCGUGCGCAAGAUGGCAGACAAGGUGCGCGAGGUGCUUGGCAGUUUCGGGGCUGUAGACGGCGACGACAAGGCCGAGCACGCGGACGCAGGACGAGAUGAGAAUGGCGUCGGCAAGCAACAAGCGCGCAAGAUGGAUGCGCAGAGAGACGGGUGGGAGACUCUCGACGAGGUCCUUGGCUAAUAGAGGCCCUGGGACGAGUGCAUAUACU
Messenger RNA from Exserohilum turcica Et28A, 966 nucleotides. RefSeq lists its product as uncharacterized. Gene Ontology annotation, cellular component: core mediator complex; mediator complex. Bases 372 to 938 code for a protein of 188 amino acids. The record is from RefSeq and is a predicted model, not a curated record. Gene Ontology annotation, biological process: regulation of transcription by RNA polymerase II. The transcript has a single exon. Gene Ontology annotation, molecular function: transcription coregulator activity. Lineage: Eukaryota; Fungi; Ascomycota; Dothideomycetes; Pleosporales; Pleosporaceae.